AUGGACUCACAGGAGCCUUGUUUGAGUUUAAAUCAAGCAAAAGAUCAAAAUCAAGAGCUACAUCUCCAAGACAAAAGUGAACACCUUUCCAUCAAAGUAGACUAUUUGGAAACAAGAGUGACUCAUUUGUCCACUACCAACACAGACCUGUCCAACAGGCUGGUCCAUAGUGAAGAAGAGAAACUAAAGAUUUCAAAGGAGCUUGUGGAGGAAAAGCUUCAUUUUAAUGAGAUGAGAGGCAAGUUUGAAGACGAGAUGUUUGAAUUAAGAAAUAAGUUAUUGAACCAAAAAGACGAGAUAACAGAGCUAGUUACCGAGCGAGACAACUUACUAGGUGAGCUCCAAAUAGCCGAGACGAAUUUCAAGAGCCAGCAAGAGGAGUAUGCCUCGCUCAAGAAGGACUACCUCGCUCUGGCAGAGGCCCAUCACAAAGAGCUGGCCCAAAGCAAGGAACUGAGCGCAGAGCUGCUGGCCUCGGCCCAAGCCCAGGACACUUUACGCUGCAAGCUAGCCAAGAAGCAUCAAAAGGCUCAGGAAAGCUCAACGGACCUUCACGGGGAGCUAAACAGAGUCAGGGCCCUCAUUGGCCGCCUUCUGCAGAACAGGGUUAAGCUCCUAGGAAACCAAGAGGAGAUGAAAAACAUGCUGGAGGACUUGAAGCGCUGCUAUGAGGAAGAGCAAAGGAAACUCAAGGAGAAGAUUGGGGAGAUGAGAAAGGAACAGCGGAUCCCAAGCGGACAGCAGAAACCAUCUGAGCUGAGUAUGGUGAGACUGAAAUGUCAAGGUCACAGUGAAGCCAUUAUUUCCAAAUUAAAUUUCUUUUCUUUUCUCAAAAUUCUGCACAAAGGGGUUGUUUUUGGUUUUCCAUGCUGGUGCUGCCAGACGCAUCUAAAGGAGGCCAAAGAGGAGAACUCAAGGCUGCAGCUGCAGGUCAAAGAGCUUCACCAGCAAUAUCGUGCAAAGCUGUUGUGCUAUUUAAAGGACAUAACCAACUACAUAGAUGAUGUCGCAGGAGGCAAAAUGCUUGCCCAGAGAAACAAGUUGAGAGGUUUUGUGGACAACGUGCUUGGAGACGUCCGUGCUUCAUACAGGGCCCGUGAGGAGCAGCUUGCUACUGCUGCACAGGAGUACAAAAAGAAACUGCAGAAGACCACCAAGACCCAUCAUGCCCUGAUAUGUACUUAUAGGGCUCAGAGAGAGCAGAUUUUGGCUAAACCAGACAUGGGUUUUGACCCUGGACCCCCAGAUUCCCAUUUCAACCUGCUCAAUACGUCAAAAGAAGAAUUGAGUGAGCUCCAGCAACUUGGACAAAAAGUGGAGGGUCAGCAAAAAGUUGGCCUAAAUCAGGUGGCAUUUGUCAAAACUUCAACCCAUUCCACCAACCAGGAGAUGCCACAACCGGAGCAGAUAUUUCAAGAAUCCUGGGCGGUCAUCAAGAAACAGCUGAAGGAAAUAACAGACUCCACGCUGGAAGGUUAUGAGAAGGAGCGCACACUUCUAAUCACCAGAGCAACAGUCGCAGAAGAACAAGUGUCACACUUACAAAACUUUAUAGACAAGCAUCUUCACAGGUUAGAAGAUCUAAUGGUCAUUUUUUUAAGCCUUCAGUUUUACAGAUUUUGAGUAACAUAUUUCACUUGCAGGUAUAAACAGGAGAUAACACAUCUCCGUCACCUGUGUGCUAAAAAGGAGGCCCUGGGAACACCUAGCAAUCAUUAGUUCCCUUUGCUUUGCCCCAUAAAACAUAUGCGAUAUAUCUAUUUUUUUUUAAAGAGUAGACAUAUCUAAUUUCUUUGAGAAAAGCAAUAUAUUUACUGGAUAUGGGCAAAUUCUACGCAGAUUUCUCUCUUUCUUGAAAAGAGAUUUUAAAAAAAGAUUACUGGUAACACUUUAUAAUAACUAUCCGUUUUACUAGUUAAUAGAUUAUUAGUAAACUGUUGAUAAAUGAUUUAUUGUGGAUUUGUGAAGUAUUUCUUAACAGUUUGUUAAGCAUUUACAGGAUGUUCCAAUAUGGUUGACACCAUUCUAAAUGCCCAUGCUAGUUGAUGGAUCUUAAUAAAACUAUAUACACUUUAUGUUGAAGGUCAUAAGUUUUAUUUGUUAAAUAUACAAAGAAAAGUACAAAUAUUUGUUGGUUCUAUGGCAGAUUUUCAUAAAUGUGCAACAUGAGCACUGCCUGCAAAAUGCCUUAUCAAAAUGCCUUUUCUUUUGAAGUGAACGGCAUGUCUUAACCUGAAAAGAUAGAAAUGCGAAACGUUACACACAAAAACUUGAAACGUCUCUACACAAACUGUGUUUCAGAGGUUAAGAACACCCUGUAAAUGCUUAACAAACUGUUAACGAAUACUUUACAAA
Molecule: messenger RNA, 2355 nt
Organism: Corythoichthys intestinalis (scribbled pipefish)
Lineage: Eukaryota; Metazoa; Chordata; Actinopteri; Syngnathiformes; Syngnathidae
Gene: ccdc78
Product: coiled-coil domain containing 78
Exons: 12
Coding region: 1-1623 (540 amino acids)
Cellular component (GO): cytoplasm
Source: RefSeq, a predicted model, not a curated record